Sporisorium graminicola is the source of this 918-nucleotide messenger RNA. RefSeq lists its product as uncharacterized. The record is from RefSeq and is a predicted model, not a curated record. The transcript has a single exon. Lineage: Eukaryota; Fungi; Basidiomycota; Ustilaginomycetes; Ustilaginales; Ustilaginaceae. Bases 1 to 918 code for a protein of 305 amino acids.
AUGUGCUAUGGAGCAGGACUUCCAGGAGGAAGCGACACUCUCGUGGCUUACUCUUCAGCAACUCUACCCGCUGCUUUUCAAGACAUUCUUCCACAGCAGCCGGCCCUGGUAGAGGCGCUCCCUCAGUGGUUCAUGGCGUGCACAGCGUUGGCCAACAAAUACGACCUCCUCCUCUUCCCCAUGCCUCUCGAAACGUGGGAGGACCGACAGCUUUGUGGCGUCGCGUCUUCACGAGCGGAUGUCGGGCUGCGUUGCAUCACGCCUAGCUAUGUCGAUCCGCCACCGACCAUGGCAGAAGUGACGGAGAUGCUCGAUCUUCUCCUACUCGAAUUGCGCACUUUUCCUGGUACAGCUUCAGCUUUGAUAACCCCCACCAACUCAGCUUUGGAUUUUCAGAGACAGAACGGAGAGGCUCCUUUGUCGGAUGAAAAACCCCACUUACCCCUGGUUCUGAAUGAGAGCUGUUCGAUUGAUGGCAAUGGCGGCAUUGAGACAUCCUCUUCUCGUCCCGCUCUCCCCGCUUCGCCGCACGACCUAAGCAUCGACAUUGCCAUCGACAAUAGCGACGCAUCGUCCGAACCCGAACCCGAACCAGACUUUUCGUUCGACUUUGCCGUCGACGACUGCUCUGAUUCAUCGCAAAUCUACAGCAACCUCUACAGACACAAAGACGAUCCUUACCGCUUCGACCCAUUCCUCUUCUCGCCCUGCCACUGCCACGCGACUCCACGCGCGCAGCAACUCACCUUGUCGCCCUUGACCAGCCAUACAAGCGUCAACGACACUUCUGACGAAACUCGGGUCAAGGACGAACACGCUUCGUGGGAGGAAUGCAUGUCAGAUGUGAUCGACGAUGCUUCGAUUGACGCGAUGACGAGCGAUUGGUUACGCCUAAACCCGGUGGAUCUGCUUGGCUGA